Tetrahymena thermophila SB210 is the source of this 1602-nucleotide messenger RNA. RefSeq names its product DEAD/DEAH-box helicase. Gene Ontology annotation, molecular function: ATP binding; nucleic acid binding; RNA helicase activity. The transcript has 5 exons. Lineage: Eukaryota; Ciliophora; Oligohymenophorea; Hymenostomatida; Tetrahymenidae. The record is from RefSeq and is a predicted model, not a curated record.
AUGUCAACUAAACAAAUUCAGAAAAAAGCCAACACAGCAGUUCAAAGCAAGAAAUCUUAAAAGAUAGAAGAAAAGAAAAAAGAUUAGCUUAAGAAACUUGCUGAAGAAGAAGAUGAAGUAGAAUAAAGUAGUGACGAAGAACAAGAAGAAUCCUAAGAAUUAAAUGAUGAUUCAGCUGAAAAAUAAUAGGCUAAACAAGAAAAUAAGAAUGGAGAUUAAGAAAAUAAAAGCGGAAGCGAAUACUUAAAAGAAAUUUAAAUUGAUGAAACUGAAGAAAAAGAAGAUGUGACCUUUUAAAGCUUAGGAGUUUGUGAAGAAUUAGUAGAAGCUUGCAAUAGAUUAAAAUAUGUGAAACCCACUGCAAUUUAAAGAGAAUCUUUAGUUUAUACAUUAAAGCAAAGAGAUAUUAUUGCUUUAGCAGAAACAGGUUCUGGUAAAACUUUAGCUUUUGCUUUACCUGUUAUUCAAAAUUUGUUAGAUGCUCCUCAACCUUUCUACGCUUUAGUUCUUUCUCCUACAAGAGAAUUGUGUAUGUAAAUUGCUGAGCACUUUGAAGCUUUGGGUGUUGGUAUAAGCUUAAAGACAACAGUUAUUGUUGGUGGUCUUGAUCCUAUGGCUUAGGCUAUUGCUCUCUCUAAAAAGCCCCACAUCAUCAUUGGUACUCCAGGUAGAAUACUUUAUCACAUGCAAAACACCAAAGGAUUUAAUUUCAAGGCACUCAAGUUCUUAGUUUUGGAUGAAGCUGAUAAGUUAUUGAAUAUGGAUUUCGAAAAGGAUAUCAACCAAAUUUUGGAUAUCAUUCCUAAAAAGCGUAACACAUUCUUAUUCUCUGCCACUAUGACUAAUAAGGUUCAUAAGCUUCAGAGAGCUUCACUCAAAGAUCCUGUUAAAAUUGAAGUUUCUUCAAAGUAUCAAAUGGUUUCAACUUUAGUUGCUUAGUAUGCUUUCAUACCUGCCAAGUACAAAGACUGCUACCUUGUCUAUUCCCUCAAUGAAUUUGCAGGAAACACCUCAAUUAUUUUCGUUCAAACUUGCUUAAAUGCUAUCAAGUUAACUUUGAUGCUUAGAAAUCUUGGAUUCUCAGCUGUUACUAUCCAUGGUUAAAUGAGUUAGGUCAAGCGUUUGGGUGCUAUUAAUAAAUUUAAAUCAGGAGAGAAAAAAAUAUUAGUUGCUACUGAUGUUGCUUCUAGAGGUUUAGAUAUUCCAAGUGUUGAUUUAGUUAUAAACUACGAUAUUCCUACAAAUGCCAAGGAAUACGUCCACAGAGUAGGUAGAACUGCAAGAGCUGGUAGAGCUGGUAAAGCCAUUAGCUUUGUUACUCAAUAUGAUGUUGAAAUGUAUUUAAAGAUUGAAGCUUUGAUUGGUAAAAAACUUGAUCAAUAUAAAUGUGAAGAAUAUUAAGUUUUAGUUUUCAACGAAAGAGUUUAAGAAGCUCAAAGAAUCGCUGCAUAAGAAAUAAAAGAAAUUAUGGAAAAAAAGAACAAUCCUCUCCAUGAUGUUGAUGAUGAAGGUGAAAAAUACAGUAAGAAAAAUGCAAAUAACAACAGAAAGAAAAGCUUCAAUAAUUCUAAGAAUAUGAAAAAAAUGAAAAUAGAUAUUUGA